Molecule: messenger RNA, 1357 nt
Organism: Thecamonas trahens ATCC 50062
Lineage: Eukaryota; Apusomonadida; Apusomonadidae
Product: diaminopimelate decarboxylase
Exons: 1
Coding region: 1-1338 (445 amino acids)
Cellular component (GO): cytoplasm
Molecular function (GO): ornithine decarboxylase activity
Source: RefSeq, a predicted model, not a curated record
AUGCGCGCCGGGAGCGCGCGGACGCAGGUGUCGAUGGCGGCAGACGCGGCGUCUGUUGAGGUGGCGCAGCCACCGAUUCCGCGCGACUCGCCACUCGCGCCGUUUGCCAACGAGGUGUAUGAGGAAGAGGACCACUCUCUGGCCGGAGCGGUGCCAUCGACGGCAGUCAUUGAGGCGCUUGUGGCUGAGCACGGCUCGCCACUGUUCAUCAUGUCGACCGACGCGGCGUGGGGCCAGUACCAGGCGCUGCAGGCCGCACUUCCGCGGGCAAAGCUCCACUACGCAGUCAAGUCGCUGCCGCAAAUUGAUCUCUGUCGAGCACUGGCAGAGCGCGGGGCCAUGUUCGACCUCGCGACGACCGGUGAGGUGGAGAUGAUGAAGGAGCUUGGGGUCGACCCGAGCCGGACCAUCCACACGCACCCAAUCAAGCGGAAGAAGGACGUGGAAGCUGCGCUCGAGUACGGGUGCACCACCUUUGUGGUGGACAACUUCAACGAGAUCGAAAAGAUGGCGGCGUUCAAGGACGACGCCGAGGUCAUGCUCCGGCUCUCGUUCCGAUCGAUGGAGGCGACGAUCGACCUGUCGUACAAGUUUGGCGCCCAGCCGCACGAGGCGAUGGGCAUGCUGCGGGCGCUGCGUGAGUCGGGUGUGCCCACACGCGGCCUCUGCUUCCACACCGGCUCCAACGCGGCGCUGCCGACCAAGUCGGUCGAGGCCAUCCGGGUCUGUCGCCAGCUCUUCGACAUGGCCGCCGCCGAGGGCAUCGCCCUCCGCACCCUCGACAUCGGCGGCGGAUUCCCCGUCCCGGACGUCGGUGCUGUCCUGCCCAUCGACACGUACUGCGAACCCGUGGUCGAAGCGCUCGACGAGCUCUUUCCCAACACCGAGAUCCUGGCCGAGCCCGGCCGGUUUGUCGCGGCGCCAGCCAUGACUCUGGUCACGUCGGUCAUGGGCAAGUCGACACGCUCCGGCAUGCACUGGUACUAUCUCGAUGACGGUCUCUACGGCUCGUUCUCGUCGCAGGUCUUUGAUCACCGGACGGACACCAUCAUUCCGCUCAAGGCUCUCCGCGCUGCAGAGCGCGGAGAGACCACGCUCCAGUCGUACCUCGUCGGCUCCGGCGCCGGCAUCGACGCUCGUCACGCCAUUGAGUCGUUCCCCUCGGUCCUCGCUGGCCCGACCUGCGACUCGUUUGACACGAUCCGCGAGGGCGUCCUCCUCCCUGACCUCAACGUCGGCGAUCUGCUUGUCUCGCCCAUGAUGGGCGCGUACACCCUUGCCUCGGCCUCGGACUUUAACUUUUUUUACAAGACCAAGGUUGUCCAGUGGUCGCCGUGAUGAGCACUAGCUUCGCCAG